This is a messenger RNA of Abrus precatorius (Indian licorice), 1123 nucleotides long. Its product is annotated as AP2-like ethylene-responsive transcription factor At1g16060. Bases 1 to 1053 code for a protein of 350 amino acids. Lineage: Eukaryota; Viridiplantae; Streptophyta; Magnoliopsida; Fabales; Fabaceae. The transcript is spliced from 7 exons. The record is from RefSeq and is a predicted model, not a curated record. Gene Ontology annotation, biological process: regulation of DNA-templated transcription. Gene Ontology annotation, molecular function: DNA binding; DNA-binding transcription factor activity.
AUGGCCAAAACAUCACAGGUAAGAAACAAUGCAAGCAAUAGCAAUAAUCUUAACACUGUCACCACCAAGGUGAAACGAAAAAGAAGUGUCCCUAGAGACUCCCCACCUCAACGAAGCUCAAUAUACCGAGGAGUCACUAGGCACCGUUGGACAGGCCGAUAUGAAGCUCAUUUGUGGGACAAGCAUUGCUGGAAUGAGUCACAGAACAAGAAAGGACGACAAGGUGCUUAUGACAAUGAAGAAGCAGCAGCACGUGCGUAUGAUCUAGCAGCACUGAAAUACUGGGGUCAAGAUACCAUUAUUAAUUUUCCGUUAUCAAACUACCAGAACGAAAUGAAAGAAAUGGAGGGUCAAUCAAGGGAGGAGUAUAUUGGAUCAAUAAGGAGGAAAAGCAGUGGUUUUUCUCGGGGAGUUUCUAAAUACAGAGGCGUUGCAAGACAUCAUUAUAACGGAAGGUGGGAGGCUAGGAUUGGCAAAGUUUUUGGCAAUAAAUAUCUUUAUCUCGGAACUUACGCCACCCAAGAAGAAGCUGCGACGGCCUAUGACCUGGCAGCUAUAGAAUAUCGUGGACUUAAUGCUGUCACCAAUUUCGAUCUCAGCCGUUAUAUUAAGCGGCUUAAGCCUAUCAACAACAAUAAUAACCGGAUUAGCAUUCAUCUUACUAACAUAAAUCAUAAUUGUGAUACCAACUUUACCCCAAACCCCAAUCAAGAGCAAGAAUUCAGCUUCUUCCACAAUGAGGAUUCACUAAAUAAUAUUGGAGAAGAAGCCACGUCGGUCCCAACUCAGCCUCGCCCAGCUGGUGCUACGUCAGCAUUGGAGCUUCUACUUCAGUCAACCAAGUUUAAGGAAAUGAUGGAGAUGACAUCUGUGGCCAGUUUAUCAACACAGCUGGAAUCUGGGUUGCCAAGGUGCAAAUUUCCUGAUCACAUACAGACCUACUUUGAGUACGAAGAUUUCAAUAGAUAUGAACAAGUGGAUGACAUUUUGUUCCACGAUCUCAACUCCAUAGUGCCAAUGCUCCAUUGUGACCAAUUCGACUUUGAGAUUUAAUGUUGAAAUGAGGUUUAUAAAUUAUAAUGCAUGAAAAAUGAAAAUCUGGUAUAUGUUUGUUGAUUUAUUU